CCUUUUCCGGAGACAUAAGCGAUUACAGCCGAGUGUCUCUUUACGCGCGAGGGACAGAAACACAUCAGUCUGUGAUCUUGUUAAGUGCUGCUACUGUUAUUACGACAUAAUACACAUUAAAUUAUUUCGUUAUGGAGACUGCCAACCAGAUUGUGCCUGGGGGAUCUUUCGAAGUGCUCAAACUGCCACUUGGAUUUAUACGCGUUUUGGAAUGGCUUUUUGCCAUCUUUGCCUUCGCAACAUGCGGCGGCUACUCUGGUCAGCUGCGGGUUAGCGUUGACUGCAUCAAUAAGGCGGACAGCAACCUCAGCAUUGGCAUCAACUUUGGUUACCCUUUCAGAUUGCACCAGGUGUCUUUCGAGGCCCCUGUGUGUGAGGGGCGAGCGCAGGAGAGGCUGUACCUUGUGGGGGACUUCUCUUCCUCUGCCCAGUUCUUCGUCACCAUUGCAGUGUUGUCCUUCCUCUACUCUCUGUUGGCCACGGUCAUUUACAUCUUCUAUCAAAACAAGUACAGAGAGAACAACAGGGGACCUCUCGUUGACUUCAUUGUGACCGUGGUGUUCUCCUUCAUGUGGCUGGUCAGCUCCUCAGCUUGGGCUAAAGGUCUCUCGGACGUCAAGGUGGCCACGGACCCGGAUGAGGUGGUCCUGCUGAUGUCCGCCUGUAAAGUCCAGGGCAACAAGUGUGGCUCUAUUUACGGCCCCAUCUGGUCUGGUCUCAACACGUCUGUGGUCUUUGGUUACUUGAACUUUGUGCUGUGGGCAGGCAACAUCUGGUUCGUCUUCAAAGAGACUGGCUGGCACAAGGGUGGCCCACGGGGGUAUCCAGGGGGUACCGUGGAAAAACAGUCCACUGGCUUCAACCAGCCGGCCUACAACCAGCCUCCCUACAACCAGCCGCCCUACAACCAACCUCCCUACAACCAACCUCCCUACAGCCCAGGUGGCGGCUUCAGCCAACCACUUGGCUACAACCAACCAGUGGGCUUCAGCAGCCAAGGUGACCUGGGCCAGCCGUCAGACUACAGCCAGGUGGGAGGGCCCACCUCAUACUCCAACCAGAUGUGAGUGAACAGCCCGCAGGUCUGUGUCACUUCCAAGGGCAUGUCUCAUUAAGGAAUUUAAUUAUGUCACUAAUGAUUCAGCACAACAAAUGGCAGUGAAGCCAAUUCAUCAGAAAUCCUCAGAGUCAAAGCCAGUGCCACGUGAAGGCGCUAAUAAAGCAGGUUCGUUUAUGUUGACACUAACAGCCAUUGGGGUUUGUUGUUUUUAUUUGGUUCAUUCCUUACACGCUGAUAAAAAGCAGAAAUAGUAUCUUUUUCAGACAACAGGGGUUGAACAUGUCCAAGGUCUCAUAUUUCUUAGAUAUUGCAAAAAGCUCAUGAAGAUGGCAUGAUGUAGUUUACAUUAUACCUUAUUAUACCUUAUGCUGUUUACUGAAGUGGUGUAAAAAAUGGCCCCAUGCUAUGUAAGCAAAAUGGUCACACUUGCUAAAAUAUACAAUGUAAGUAUAUCUGAGUUUUGUUUAGUUUUGUCCAUAAAUAGACUAUAGAUGAGUGCUCUGUUCUUUUUUCUUUGCCUGUGUUUUGUCACUGACCUUUUGUGAAGGACAGAUGGGUUUGCACUGUUGUGGGGGGAACAAACUGUGGUCCACAUUUGUAUACAUUUUUAAUCUUAAUAAUUCUGACAAAGUGCAUGAUGUUAUGCUGUUGAUGUUACUAAUAUGCCUGUUGUUUUGCAGAUGAUAUCAAAUACAUUCUAUUAAGUGAUCUCUAUUUGAAAA
Molecule: messenger RNA, 1782 nt
Organism: Alosa alosa (allis shad)
Lineage: Eukaryota; Metazoa; Chordata; Actinopteri; Clupeiformes; Clupeidae
Gene: synpra
Product: synaptoporin a
Exons: 6
Coding region: 132-1067 (311 amino acids)
Cellular component (GO): synaptic vesicle membrane; synaptic vesicle
Source: RefSeq, a predicted model, not a curated record